AUGGUUAAUUUGAGAUCGGGUGGAACGCCUGAUUUGACGAAAGAAUACGUGACAACGCGUAGAAGAAGAAAUCCCCAAACGCCAGAGGCACAACAGGAAUCGAACGCAGGUUUACCAACGCCUGCAACCAACAAGGUGACUGCCCCGGGGGCAUUUGAACCUGACGACACAAUCGAAGAGGAAUCGAACGAGUCGAAUAUCGAAUACGAAGACCCGGUUAACGACAACGAAAUGUCAGAUAACGCGGGUGGCCCUAGUAGCCAUGAUAGGAAAGGCAGAACGUCUGCUAUCGUGAAAAUCCUUAAUGAGUUCCGUGAUCAAGUGAGACCCAUAAGGAAGCCAGUUGUACUGACCGGAUCUGGGAACUACCCCAUGUGGAAAGAAGAGAUCCUCCUCGCAGCGAGGCAAUCUGAAACCGAUGACAUCCUUGAUGAGAAGCAAAUAGGCCCUGAUGAUAACGCCAGCACUGAUAUGCAGCGAUUUUGGAAAGAACGCAACAUGUGGCUAUACAACUACAUGUGGUCAUCAGUUGCCCCACAGGCAAAAUCUCAUUUUACUAUACCCAAGGAUUGCGAAUUAUCUGCGUAUUCUCUAUGGUCUAUCAUAGAGGACAAUUUCGCUGAAAGGCCUGCUGUCCUAAGGACAAGGUUAUACAAGGAGAUGACAAGCAUGACAGCCAAGUCAAAAGGCUCUGAUCGCGCGUUUAUCGAACGCUUGAUCGCCAUAAGGACUGACUAUAUCCGCCUAGGAUAUAGGGUCGAAGAUUUCAUGUUUUUUGACUGCUUACUUACUGGGGUAAGCAAAGGGUGGGCCUCGUUCAUUAAGAACCGUAUGGACCAAAUUGAGAAAGAUAACGCCCAACCCUUAGAGAGUGAUUUCAUGGCCCUUUGCCGCGAUAUCCUCUUGCGGCUUCCGACAACUGAUGAAUCCAAUGCUGACACGUCUAGGAACCCUACCAACAACGCGCAGGACUCCAAAUCCGACAAGAAGGAUAAGAAGGGCAAGGAUAAGGAUAAGGAGAAGGAGAAGGACCCCAAAUCUGACAAGAAGGGCAGUGAGACACGGACCUGCUUCCAUUGCCAGAAGACCGGUCAUAUCCAGAACGAUUGCUGGAAGAAAUACCCAGAGAAGCGUCCGUCCAAUCCCAACAACGCCAAUAAGGAUAAGGACAAGGGUGAUACCAAUGCUGGCACUGCUCCUGUCCAUAACGUCGUGGAACAAGUAUUCUGUAUGACGGACAAGGCCUACAUGAGCAGCGAAAGACCCACGAGAGAUACCUGGAUUCUAGACUCGGGUGCGGGUGCCCACGCAACACCUCAUAAAGAUCUUGUCGUGGCAAAGCCCCAAAAAUAUACUGUCAAGUUGGAAAUGGCAGAUGGAACGAUAGUGCCUGCCGCAGCGAUAGGCGACACGAAGAUCACCGUUGAAGGGGCGGACAUGCUACUAACUGGCGUCCGCUACGUCCCGAAAUUAGAAGUGAACCUCAUGAGCAUGGGUAAGCUCGUACGCCAGGGCUUUACCUUCAAGCAGUUGGCAUAUGGAAGCAACCACGCCGUGCUCUUUAUGUCCCCAGAUAGAACGUUCUCCUUCACGGCGAAGUUGAACGACAAUGAUAUCUACGAGGUGGAGAAGCGGCCUACCUUCAAGGAUCUAAUUCGAUUCGCCCUGUCCAACGGCAAAUUUGAACCUGUCAACGCGAUGGCGGACGACAGGACUACUGACGCGAUACUGGCGCUGCCCAACAACGACAUAAAGGUUAUAGAACUAACAAUGACACAGUGGCACCAAAAAUUAGGGCAUCUAAAUCCCGCGGAUAUCGCUAGAAUGGCAGCAGAUCCACGCCUAGGAAUGAGAAUCAUCGGCCAACGAGCUUUACCGUUUUGCAAAGUCUGUGUCCAAGCAAAGAUGACACGUCCAACCUUUGCGCCCAUGACGCGAGCUACCAAGCCGGCGAUGAGACUCUUCAUCGACCUAGCAGGGGGUGGAAAAACGCUUUUUGACGGGAACGACCUACCCACUAGGGGGGGUGCUAGCUACUGGCUAGGGAUAACAGAUGACGCUACGAGAUACCGAUGGGCAAUCUUGAUGAUGUCGAAGGGUGAGUCUACCGCGAGAUUAAUGAACUUCAUCACAGGCAUUGAGGCAACUACGCAACGCCGUGUAGGCACCCUACACUGGGAUGGUGGCAGCGAGUUUAAAGGCCAAGAUCUGAAGGCCUACUGCCAGAGCAGAGGAAUUGCGUAUGAAACGACUACGCCUGAUACGCCGCAAUCGAACGGCCCUGCUGAACGCGCCAACAGGAUUGUUGCAGAAAAGACAAGAAGCCUUCUAUUUGAUAGCGGACUAGCUAAGGAAUUGUGGGGUGAGGCGAUGCAAGCCGCGAUCAUGAUGAUCAACACGUCCCCAACGUCAACUAAGAUAUACGGAUGCAAGCAAGUAGUUCCGCUUACGCCAUUUGAGGCAUGGACUGGGGUGCAACCUACUGCCCAUUGGAUACGCAGGUGGGGGUGCAAGGUCUACAAGAAGAACCUAAAGGUUACCAAUAAGCUCGCGGAUAGGACUGACGGCAAGGAAUGGCAGCUAGUUGGCUACCAAGGACUGCACCAAUAUCGUAUCUGGGACCCAAUUGGCCGUCGCCUUGAAAUCGCGCGAGAUGUCGUAUUCGACGAAGGACUAGACAAGGGUGAAACCACGCCUGCGAACGUGGUGAGGCAAUCGAGCGAAUUACCAGAAGAAUUGGACGUACUAGAUGCUGCUGAUGGGUGGCAACACUGCCUCCUGCGACACCUAGCAAAGGUGAAACCUGACGUUUUGAAGAUGAUUGCCAAUGGGGAUCUUGAAGGUGCGAUAGAUCCAACAUACCUUCUAGAUAAUGAGACAGAACUUGUCGAGAAUGAUGAACCAGAAGACCCUGCCAAUGAGGACGAUCCUGUCCUGAGCACCCUAACUGACCGCCCAACUACCGUGGCGGAAGCCAAAAGGAGCCCUGAGGACUACUGGUAUGAGGCGAUGAAGAAAGAGGUCAGCAUGUUUGAGAACAAGCAGACAUAUAUUGUCGUUGAGAAGACCCCAGGCAUGGAUAUCUUAACUGGUAAAUGGGUGUUUGAUCGCAAGUUGAACAAUAAGGGAGAAACAAUCCGGUUUAGAGCUCGCUGGGUGGUUAGGGGAUUCCUCCAACAACAAGGAGUCCACUAUACAAAGUCGUACGCCGCGGUGGUAUCAGGACCCACGUCACGGAGCUUAUUCGCAAUCUCAACGGCAAAGGGGUGGAAGGCAAAGGCGAUCGACUACGUCUCCGCGUUCUUGAACGGCAUACUACCGCAGCACGAGAUGGUAUAUAUGCAACUGCCUACAGGGAUUAAGCACGGCAGGGGGGGCCUGGUUGGCCUGCUCCGCCAGAGCCUUUACGGGAUGAAGCAAGCAGCGAGGGUGUGGUAUUUCCUUGCGACGGAACACCUCACCACUCUAGGAUUCAAAAUCUCGCCGUACGAUGGCGGAUUCUUAUAUCACCCUAUUCGCAAGAUCUACCUGACAUUGCACGUCGAUGACUGUCGGGUAACGGGACCCCAAGAGCAGCAAUUAGACUGGAUAUUGGCAGAGAUUGCUAAAAGGUUUGAGACAAAGGAUGUCGAAGAGAACAAGCCCUACCUUGGAAUGGAAGUCAAACGUCAAAUGAACGGCGACCUAGCGGUUACCCAGAACCGUUAUAUCGAUGAGAUCCUUGAGGAAUUUGGAAUGGACAAGGUCAACCCGGCCAUCACGCCGAUGGCGGCCGGCAUACGCCUAGAAUCUCACCAGAUGAAGAUAGCGGGCUUAGGAUCGCUGCAGUAUUUGGUGUCAAGCAGCAGACCAGAUCUGGCAUUCGCGGUCAACUACCUCUCACGUUUCAACUCGCGUCCGCACAAGGAAUGCUGGGCAGCAUUAAAACACGUCCUACGCUACGUCAAGAAAACGAAGGAUCACGGAAUCCUAUACAAGAAGGAGAUGAUUGGGGGACUCAGUCCUGUCGCGUACAGCGACUCAGAUUGGGCAGGGGCAGACCCCCAAUACAAGUCAACUACAGGUUACAUUAUCCUGCUAAACGGAUCACCAAUCUCGUGGCGGUCGCAACGGCAGACCUCAGUUGCAAAAUCAACCACUGAGGCGGAGUAUAUCGCGGCAAGUGAGGCAGCGUGCGAAGUGAUCUGGCUGAAUGACAUGUUAUUUGAUGCUGGAUUAGUAGAAGGGAAAGCGAAGGUAUGCUCGCACCUGCGAGUUGACAACAAGGGCGCGAUAGAUCUAGCAAAAGGGGAGUCCUUGACAAGGAGGUCACGUCACAUCGAGAUCAGAUACCAUAUCCUUCGCGAUCUGGUUGAAAAAGGCGAAAUCAUGAUGGAACACGUUGGUUCUACGGCCAAUAUAGCUGACGGCCUCACCAAGCCACUGGCAAGGCCUGCCUUCGAAGAAUUUGUUAAGAGGAUUGGCUUAAUGGAAAUUGGCAAGAAGGGGUGA
Molecule: messenger RNA, 4491 nt
Organism: Histoplasma mississippiense
Lineage: Eukaryota; Fungi; Ascomycota; Eurotiomycetes; Onygenales; Ajellomycetaceae
Exons: 3
Coding region: 1-4491 (1496 amino acids)
Biological process (GO): DNA integration
Molecular function (GO): nucleic acid binding; zinc ion binding
Source: RefSeq, a predicted model, not a curated record